Molecule: messenger RNA, 1122 nt
Organism: Rhizophagus irregularis DAOM 181602=DAOM 197198
Lineage: Eukaryota; Fungi; Glomeromycota; Glomeromycetes; Glomerales; Glomeraceae
Molecular function (GO): RNA binding
Source: RefSeq, a predicted model, not a curated record
AUGAACCACGGUGAUAAUGUUUCUGAAAAUACUUCAAUUAUUUCUUCAUCAUUAUGUAAUGGAUAUGAAAAUACUAAAAAUAGUUUAGAUAAUAAUAAAAGUUAUUCCCUUUUAAAAUAUAAUCAAAUAACAACUGCUCAAAAUGAAUUGAUUUCUAUUCAAAGAUCUUUAAUUAGGGAAUUAUUAAAAGAUUCAAAAGAAUUUCAAGAAAAAUUUGGUAAUAAUUAUAAUACUAAAAAUAGUAAUCAACAUGAGGAUUUGGAAUGUGAUGCUAUGCAUACCAAUGUAGAAAGUAUUCGUGAUGAAAUUUGUUUCGUAAAAAGUUUUAGAGAUUUAGUUAAAGGAUCAGAUGGCAAGAUCGAUAAUAUAAAAUUCGGAAAUGUAUUCUCUACCAAGAAUAAAAAAAAUGAUUAUACAUUCGGUCAAAUUGAGCAGAAUAAUGGAUUCGUAUAUCCAGAAAAUUCACAAAAUCAUUUCUCCCCUCCACAAAAUCAUUUCUCUCCUCCACAAAUUAAAGAAAAUGAUAACAUCAUCAAUUUGCCAAAUUCACCGAAUUUAUAUAAAGAAGUAACUAAAGGAGGAAGUUCUACGAAAGUCAAUGGGGCUUCUUUCUCUAACGAAUUUCCCAGAGUUAGAAAUGAUUUUGUUUCAUCCGGACAAAAUGGACAACAUGGACAAAAUGGAUACUAUGGACAAAAUGGACAACAUGGACUAAAUGGAGUACAUGGACAAAAUGGAGUAUAUGGACAAAAUGGACAACAUAGACAAAAUGGACAACAUGAACAAAAUGAUAAUUUGCAAUCGACAUCUACAUCUGAUUAUCAAGGAAAUUAUAAUGAAACGAAUGAAAUCAAUGAAGAUUUUUUUGGAGAAUACAAAGGAUUCAAUUCAAUUUACGUGGGUAUCGGUAAAGAAAAUAUUGAUGUGCAUCAACUCAAACAAUGUCUAGAGAAUAAAUUUGGACAUGUUAGAUUCAUUAGAAUUAUUCGUAAUAAGAACUGCGCAUUUGCAGAAUUCGAGGAAAAAGAGUGUUUCUCGACUGCUAUUGAAUCAGGUUAUGUAACUUUAAACGGAUUAAAUUUAAAGAUCAAUAAAACUUUUAGGAAAAAAAAAGAAAAUUAA